This is a messenger RNA of Drosophila virilis, 999 nucleotides long. RefSeq lists its product as uncharacterized. NCBI's taxonomy places the organism in Eukaryota, Metazoa, Arthropoda, Insecta, Diptera, Drosophilidae. The record is from RefSeq and is a predicted model, not a curated record.
AAUAACAAUAUUUUGUUUACCAGCCGACUGGUGCGGCAAUAAAGUUAGAGCGUGUUAGUUUAUUGACUACCUGCGCUGAGAGCCCUCGAAUCACGCGAACGAAGAAACCCAAAAAGAGGCAAUUCGCUGACAGGCCAGCUAUCAACAGGCAGCGCCUUUUUCGCGUAUUUGUAAUGCUUGACGAUAUCUCGGCAUUGCAUAUAAGUACAGCACGCUCAACGUAUAACAUGGACACAACAUCGGAUGCUGAUGCGUGCUCGAUGUCCUCGCUGGAGAGCGAAAGUGACUUGUCGCUGGCCUUUGAACCGGGCGAACCGGCCGACUGUGAUGAGCUGCCCGCUUUCGAAAUACGUGCCUUCUCGCCACAUGGUCGUACGCCAUCUCCCAUUGAUGACUUAAAUAUGUCGGACAUUGAAACGCCAAAACAGGAGCCGGCACAGCAGCGCAGUCCUGGCCGCCAGAACAACCCAGAGUUUGUGGCGUUGCAUGAGAUCAAUGCACAGAUCAGCGCGCCCAGCGACAAUGCAAAUGAUUCAACAAGUGCCAUCAGUCGUGCCAACAGUUUGGAAACUAUUUUUGAGGGCGUAUUUCUGCAUACCCCGCCGCGUGAGAAGCUUAACAAAAGCGCUGGUUGCGGCUCCAAUUCAAACUCUGCCACUCGUUUCACGCCGAAACGCAGUCGGGCUAACCUAAUGGAACUGGUGGCCAUGAAUCGCCUGAACCUGGACGGCAAGGAAAAUCAGUCGCCAUGCAACCAACUACAAGAUGAACCCACCUAGUUCCCAUAUGUAGGGUAAACCAGGCCUGAACCAAAGCCAUAUCUGACACAUUUGUUUAGACUGUCCCUGAUUUUUCUACACCUAAGAUUUCGAUAUAUGUGUAAGCUUGCACUAAUGUACACUUUGUGUAUCCUAAAAAUAUCAUUUUUAUAUGUAUUUAUAUUUCUGAUGCUGAGUUUGAAUAGUAAAACAUUUGUCUUUCCAUGUUUUAAACAUUAAA